Macroventuria anomochaeta is the source of this 897-nucleotide messenger RNA. RefSeq lists its product as uncharacterized. The transcript has 4 exons. The annotation marks the transcript as partial. The record is from RefSeq and is a predicted model, not a curated record. NCBI's taxonomy places the organism in Eukaryota, Fungi, Ascomycota, Dothideomycetes, Pleosporales, Didymellaceae.
CGUACAAUUGUCGUCGUCUUUUGUAUGAGCUAUGUGUUUCUACUUGCUCUGGUACAAGGCUAUCGAGCAGGCCGAAUGACUAGUCGAAAGACAAGCGCCAGAUUCUCUGAUAUCCUUGUGUUUGCACAAGGCUUCGUCAGUACCGCUUUCAUCUUUGGUGUAGGCAUCAACUCGGCAGGACUUGGACUCUCAACAGAUGCGCAAUGUUAUGCAGCAAUACGAAUGUGCAUUGCCAUGUAUGGAGCUGCAAAGAUAGCUUUAUAUCUGUUCCUUCUUGAGCGAGUUCAUAUCGUUCGAGCUCCUUUCAUCGACCGAGUUCGAGAUCCCGUCUGGGUCAUUGGCGCUAUCCUGACUGUUGGAGGGUUUGCCGCAAUCAUGGGCUACGAGUUCGUCGCACCGAGAGCUGACUUAUCGCGUGUGGAUGGUAUAUGCCGCAUUGGCAUCCAUCCAGAUUCUGGCAUUGCGGUCAUUGCAUUGGACACAACUAUUAAUGUAGCAUUGACUGGCAUCUUCAUCUGGCAGCUACGACCAACUCUAGGCUGGAUCGUACCUUGGCCGUCCAGUCGCGCAUCGAAUUCUUCUACGGAAUCAACGAAAAGGUCGUUCUUGGAUCUGUUCAGACGUCAAAGCGACGAUCAGGAACGGUCUUCGGCUCGAGCCACUUCACAGCGUAACUUGAAGGUCAUGCUCUUUCGCAAUGUUGUUGGUUCGAGUUUGUUGCUAUGUGCAACAAUUACGAACAACGCUAUCUUUCUCACUUGGCCAUUUGCAACACAUAGCCACGCUUGCCAGCUGAUGUGCUUGACAGACAUCUUAUUGGGCAUGCUGGUCACGAAUUGGCUGACUAUGCGCUCGACAACCGAGACCAUGGGAGUUUCUAGGCAGACCGCAAGCACA